AUGAGCAUAAUAAGCUGGAACUACCACGGGGUAGCGGCUCCCGCGACAGUUUCUGAACUGCACAGCAUAUUAUAUUUUGAGCAUGUAUUUCACAUAGAACCCCGGGGGCUGUCCGGAGGGCUAUGCCUUUUGUGGAAUGAAAUAUAUAAUAUUAAUAUUUACUUUUGGAGUGAUAACCAUAUAAAAGCCCGUAUUGAUGAUAGAAAAGGAAAAAUAUGGGAGUGCAAUUUCAUAUACGGAAACCCAUGUUUUGGAAGGAGAAAAGAGCAAUGGAGAGCUAUCACAGUGAACAACAACAACAAAGGGGAACCACAACUAUUCAUUGGGGAUUUCAAUGACAUUUUAAGCCAAGAAGAGAAAAUAGGCCUACAUCCAAAGCCACAAAGUCAGGUAAGGGAAUUCAGGAAGUUUGUAGAUAUGAACUAUCUUAUGGACUUAGAUAUUAAAGGAGGAAGAUUCACAUGGUUCGGAAAUCCGAGGAAUGGAUUUAUCACAAGGGAGAGGAUAGAUAGGGCAUUAGUUAAUUGGGAAUGGAGAGUCUUAUAUCAGCAGGCAUCACUCAAAGCUUUGCCGGCUAUUAGUUCUGAUCAUUGCCCAUUAGUGUUGGACAUAAAUCAGGUUCAAAAGAUAGAUAAGAGCUUCAAAUUUGAGGCAUUUUGGACCGAUCAUGAGGAGUGCGAGGAUAUAGUAAGAAAGGGAUGGGAAAAGGAAGACGUCCAAGGAUGCGCCUGGAAAGGAAUUACAACAAGAAUGGAAAAUUGCAAAGAGGAGCUUAGGAAGUGGAGCAGGAGGACAAUAAAACGAGCAGACAAAGAAAUUCACAAGCUGAAGGAGGAACUAAAGAAGCUACAAGAUUCAGAUUUAACACAAGAGAAGCAGGAGAAAACACAGCAGAUAAAAGAGAAUAUAGCUACAUUAUGGAAACAGGAGGAAAAAUAUUGGGGGCAAAGAGCCAGGUUGAAAUGGCUAAAAUGGGGAGACAAGAACACAUCUUUUUUUCAUGCCACAACCAUUCAAAGAAGAGGAAGGAACCGAAUCGAAAAGCUUAGAAAUGAGGCGGGCUCAUGGAUAGAGGAUAGGAAAGAAAUUAUGAAGCACAUCGAGGAACGAUUUGACGCGCUGUUUACAUCAAGCAACAACACGAAUUGUGAAUCAGUCAUAAGAAAUAUUCCAGUAAGAGUCACGGAAAGCAUGAAUAGGGAGCUGAUCUCAGAGGUCACAGAAGAGGAAAUCCGAAAAGCAGUUUUUAGCAUGGGCAGCCUCAAGGCUCCUGGACCAGAUGGCCUGAAUGGACUAUUUUAUCAAAAACACUGGGAGAUAAUCAAGAAGGAAGUAUGUGCAGUAGUCAAUUUUUUCGGAAUGGGUUCUUGCCGGAAGAGAUUAGCGAAACCAUAGUAGUUUUAAUUCCAAAGGUCAAGGAUCCGGAAGAUCUCAAUCAAUUAAGGCCAAUAAGUUGCUGCAACUUUAUUUACAAAAUCAUAACUAGGGUCAUAGUGUUGAGGCUGAAAGGGCUCCUCUAGGAGAUAGUGUC
Arachis ipaensis is the source of this 1531-nucleotide messenger RNA. The record is from RefSeq and is a predicted model, not a curated record. Lineage: Eukaryota; Viridiplantae; Streptophyta; Magnoliopsida; Fabales; Fabaceae.